AUGGCGCGCACGAAGCAAGCCACGCCCCUCCGGCGCGAGACGUCUUCGGAGUACUUUAGCAAGAACGAUGCCCUCAAGCGCACCGUCAGUGGCGAGUCGCCGAAGCCCUCGAAUGGCGUGACGACUAAGGGAGUGCCCCCAGCCGCUGCGUCGCCGCCGCCAAAGCAGGAGCCUGCUGCCGCAUUCCAGGUCCUUGUCGCGACUGGCGGCAUCUACAUGUCCUUUCUGACUUGGGCUUACCUCCAGGAAAAGCUCACGACAACCCCCUAUGGACCGACCGACGCGCCCGAAGUCUUCCGCUACCCCGUAUUCCUGAACACAAUCCAAUCUCUGUUUGCUGCCGCGACAGGCUUCCUAUACCUCUACUGGAGCACUGCGCGUGCGCCCCGCGCUGCAGGUACUCCUCUUGUCCUCCCAGCGAUCUUUCCGAGCCGACAGAUUGCUCUUCCUCUCCUCCUUGUCGCCAUCACGUCGUCUCUCGCCUCGCCAUUUGGCUACGCAUCGCUCUCCCACAUCGACUACAUUACCUUCCUUCUCGCCAAGUCCUGCAAGCUUCUCCCUGUCAUGCUUCUGCAGACGACCCUCUUCGGCCGCCGCUACCCGUUGUACAAGUACCUCGUCGUGGCAGGCGUCACAGCGGGCGUCGCGGUCUUCACGCUGCACACGGGCUCGGGCAAGAAGAAGAAGCAGAGCGCCGCCAACCCGGACGCCAACACGGCCUGGGGCCUGCUGCUGCUGAGCGUCAACCUCAUCUUCGACGGCCUUACCAACACGACGCAGGACCACAUCUUCAGCACCUACCGCGCCUACUCGGGCCCGCAGAUGAUGUGCGCCAACAACAUCCUCUCGAGCGCCCUGACGGCCGGCUACCUUGUGCUGAGCCCCUGGCUCGUCCGCACCGGUCUCGGCGCCUGGCUCGGCAUGGACGCUGCCGGCGGCGGCGGCGAGCUCGCGGCCGCCCUCGACUUCAUGGCCCGCUACCCGGCCGUCUGGGUUGACGUCCUCGGCUUCGCCGCCUGCGGCGCCGUCGGCCAGGUCUUCAUCUUCUACACCCUGUCCACCUUCUCGUCCGUCCUGCUCGUCACCGUCACCGUCACGCGCAAGAUGGUCACCAUGGCCCUGUCCGUCUUUGCCUUUGGCCACCGCCUCACUGGCAUGCAGUGGCUCGGCGUCGGGCUCGUCUUUGGCGCCAUUGGCGCCGAGGCGCGCAUCGCCACGGUCGAGAAGCAGAAGAAGGCGGCGGCGGCCAAGAAGGCGCAGUGA
Molecule: messenger RNA, 1263 nt
Organism: Verticillium nonalfalfae
Lineage: Eukaryota; Fungi; Ascomycota; Sordariomycetes; Glomerellales; Plectosphaerellaceae
Gene: HUT1
Product: UDP-galactose transporter
Exons: 2
Coding region: 1-1263 (420 amino acids)
Biological process (GO): UDP-galactose transmembrane transport
Cellular component (GO): endoplasmic reticulum membrane; Golgi membrane
Molecular function (GO): UDP-galactose transmembrane transporter activity; UDP-glucose transmembrane transporter activity
Source: RefSeq, a predicted model, not a curated record